This is a messenger RNA of Paramormyrops kingsleyae, 890 nucleotides long. Lineage: Eukaryota; Metazoa; Chordata; Actinopteri; Osteoglossiformes; Mormyridae. The record is from RefSeq and is a predicted model, not a curated record.
GGAGGCAGGAUGACUGACGGCUCUGGAGCGACCAUGUCGGGGGCCUUGGUUCUGGAGGAGCGGGAUGGCAGUGGGUCAGGGGCCGGGGUGGGGCUGGAGCAGGCCUCGCCCCCUGAGGCGGGCCGGCCGCGCUGUGGGGGCUGUGCCCUGUGGACCCGACAGCAGACGUGGCUGUGCGUAGUACCGCUGCUCAUUGGCCUGGUGGGCCUGGCGCUCAGCCUCAUGCUCCUGCAGUGGAUCGUGGUGGGCUCCGUGCCCGACUACGUUCCCACUGACCUGGUGGACGCCAAAGGCAUCGGCCAGGACCCCAUCUUCCUGUCCAAGCCCAGCGCCUUCCCCAAAGGACCGGCCACUACUACAGGAGGCGCUGCUGCCACCCCUGCCCCAGUCGGUCCGGCCUCCACCGCCAUUGCUGCCACGGCGACAGCCAGACCCCGCCCUGGUGCCCGGCCGGGGCCUGCGGCGGGCAGCCAGGCCCCACACCUCCACAAUCGUGUGGGGACACGGGUGACGGCGGCCAUACUCCCGCCUGGCACCACCACCACCCGUUCGCCCCGUGUGGUCACGCCACGCAGCACUGUCAGGCGGCCUGGUGGCCGCAACGGCGUGUCCUCCUCCACCAGCAGGGCGGCGCUACCCUCGUCUGCCCCCUCGCCCUCCAGCCACCCUGUCCUCCACAACUCUGGUCAGACGCAGAACCACGAGCGCCCCAAGGGACCACCUGCCACACCAGCCCGGCCACACACCCAUACCAAGACAUUGGUUCCCACGUCACCGCCUCUUCGCUCUGAGCACUUUAAGCCGUGCAGAGACAAGGACUUGGCCUACUGCCUGAAUGAAGGGGAGUGCUUCAUCAUUGAGACACUCACCGGCUCGCACAAGCACUGCAG